Anarrhichthys ocellatus (wolf-eel) is the source of this 1566-nucleotide messenger RNA. Its product is annotated as beta-1,3-galactosyl-O-glycosyl-glycoprotein beta-1,6-N-acetylglucosaminyltransferase-like. The coding region runs from base 52 to 1320 and encodes 422 amino acids. The record is from RefSeq and is a predicted model, not a curated record. Gene Ontology annotation, molecular function: beta-1,3-galactosyl-O-glycosyl-glycoprotein beta-1,6-N-acetylglucosaminyltransferase activity. Lineage: Eukaryota; Metazoa; Chordata; Actinopteri; Perciformes; Anarhichadidae. The transcript is spliced from 4 exons. Gene Ontology annotation, cellular component: membrane.
UAGAAAGGGGAAUUCCUGACAAGUUUUGGUGGUUGAUGUACUCCUUAAGUAAUGAUCUCACAAAAAAAAGUCUGGCUGCUGCUAAAGUUCACUGUUGCACUGAAAUUACUAUGGAUGAUUUCCCUGCUAAGGUGCCUAAAUAUACGCUGGGAUCCUAGUAACAUUCUCGGGUACAGAUGGUUGGAUUAUACAGAUGCUGAUUGUGGCCCAGAGAAUGUGUGCAACUGUUCAGCAGUCCUGCAGGGAGAGAGAGAGGCACUGGAGCAGGCCAAAUUACUGACCAGCACUAAAGACUUCCAAAAGAGUGUUCAGAUCCCCAAUGCAUAUUAUAUCAAUGCAAACCUCGACUGCGGGAAAUUCAAGUCAAGCAGAAAAUACUUAACAUUCCCAUUAAGCAGGGAAGAAGAGGACUUCCCUCUGGCUUACUCCAUGGUUGUGCAUCAUAAGGUGCAGAACUUUGAGCAACUGCUGCGAGCCAUCUAUGCACCUCAGAAUAUCUAUUGCGUCCAUGUAGACAAGAAAUCAGAGGCCUCGGUCUUCUCUGCCAUCAGUGCCAUUACUUCCUGUUUCCCGAAUGUCUUUAUGGUCAGCCAGGCUGUGAGUGUGGUCUAUGCUGCCUGGCCACGUGUCCAGGCUGAUCUUAACUGUAUGGCUGAUCUCUAUAACGCUAAAACAAAAUGGAAAUACUUCAUAAACCUUUGUGGCCAGGAUUUCCCUCUGAAAACCAAUUUGGAGAUUGUAAGGGCAUUGCAGUCAUUGAAGGGCAGUAACAGCUUGGAGUCAGAAAAACUGCCUGAAAACAAGCAGUGGAGGGUGUCACAUGCUCACCAGAUAGUUGAUGGACAAAUCCAGCCAACAGAAAAUAUAAAGGAGCCACCUCCCUUCAACCUGUCCAUUAUGUCAGGAAAUGCCUACAUUGUGGUUAACCGAGGCUACAUCCGCAGUGUGUUGGAGGACAACCGUAUCCUGGCACUGAUCGAAUGGGCUAAAGACACCUUCAGUCCUGAUGAAUUUCUCUGGGCAACCAUUCAACGACUCCCUGGUGUUCCUGGCUCAAAGAGGCCCAGCCCCAAAUACGACAUGACGGACAUCAAUGCGAUUGCACGGCUGGUGAAGUGGCGGUUGCACGAAGGGGAGGUGUACCCAGAAUGUCAAGGCAACCAUGUCAGGGAUAUAUGUGUGUAUGGUGCUGGAGACCUGCAGUGGCUGCUUCAACAACAUCACCUCUUUGCCAAUAAGUUUGACACAGACACAUAUCCCAUUGCUGUCUACUGCUUGGAGAAGUAUCUGAGACACAAGGCACUAGCUGAGUUAUUUUAGGUGUAUUGGACAUUUUUCCAGCAAUGAAGAAUGGCUUCAAACACUAUUUCAAUUCUUUUUCUUUUUUUUGCCAAAAAUAUUAAGAGAUAUUUAAAAUAAUUUGCAGUGUAAUGAAGCCAAAGUGAUAAUAAAAAACAGAGAAAUACAAUGACUUAAUAAACCUCUUUUAAAUUUGAGGCAAUAUUGGGAGUGAGUAUCACUUUGGAAUGAUGCAGCUGCAGUCCAAAACCUCUAGCAAACCAUAUC